GUUCAGCUGGAAGGUUCCCUUCAAUUACAUUGUUUGAUCUCUGUCUAUAAUCUAAUCAACAAUAUCUCUAAAAGAGUAAUUACAAUUCCAUGUAAAGCUGUAAUUAUUCCGCAGAUGCAUGUGCAACUAGAGCCAGAGGAAGAUAAUCACGUAAUGUUUUAUAGUAAUUAGAAUGGUAAUAUCCCACGUUGAUUUUAAUAAUUAUCUGGUACGAGAAAUUUAAUUAUAACUGAAUAAUAUCAAAUGUAAUCUAACCCCCAAAUUGCAAACAGGUAAUUAUCAAGGCAUGCUGAUUCUAAUCAAAUAACACGGAGGUGGUAGUGUUUACCGUUAUCGAUUUUCCUUAUGUUAAUACUUAAUGUCUAUUUGGAGUCGAUCGUUACGGCUCAUCAAUUUAAAAUUAAAUGGUUUGUUUUUACAUCAUAUAUAGAUAAUGAAUUUCAUUCAUUAGUACAUGUAUAUCCCACACUACAGGUAUAUGAAGGAGAUCACAAUUUUCCUUGAAAGUCUUUCUUAAUUGCUUAUUUACUUAGUCACGAGAGAGAACAUUAAUUUUCAUUUAGCAGUGGUGUCUAAAUUAGUCCACCACGUGCAUAGGAAACAGCAUCAAUGUCCAAGUUCACUGAUUCUAUAGGUACAUGAUGGGCCAAAUGAUGUCCAUUGAUUGGGGGAGGAGACGUGUUUGGAUAUAAAUCAUGAUGGAUUACAACGACGAGAAGAUUAUUGUGUACAUCAUGCAAAGCAUCUUCAGCGUGGUGGGAACCAUCGGGAACUCCCUCGUGUUAUACAUUUACCUAAGGAAAAAGGACAAGUCUACAUCUAGUAUAUUUAUUUUGGCCUUAGCUGGAGCCGAUUUUUUCACCUGUUUAGUAAUAGUGCCAUAUAACAUAGUUACUUUGUAUCUCGACUACAAACACGGCUUUGAUGUAAUGUGCCGUAUUUAUAUGUUUUUAAUCACAGGUGGUGUUCCGUACGCCACUCUCAUUAUGGUGGCCAUUGCGUUUGAUAGGUACUUCUGUAUCUGCCACCCAUUUCUUCAUGUAAUUACAAUUUUCCGAGCGAAACUGAUUAUCUUCAUUUUGCUGGGUUUUUCGGGGAUUCUUGGUGUCUUAGUAGCUUUGAUGUACGGAAUUAAUGACCAUGUGCCGGUGUCAAGUUCCGCGACAAAUCGUUCCUGCUCCUUCAACACAUCAUCUUUGAACGAGGCAGUGCAAUGUAAUUCAACAAUCUUUGAAGUUAACAGUUCUUCGGAAAUUUCACAUCCUUACGAAUACGGAAUGUGUUUGCCAAAUUAUGAUAUUUUCAACGAGGAUUUCGUAUUGCUAUUUUCUAAAAUUCAUGCUAUUUUAUAUCUCAUUAUGUUUACAUUUGUUGUUGUGCUAUACUCUUUAAUAUAUCGUGAAAUACAUGUGAGGCGAGCGAGAAAAGCCAAACGGAAACGAUCAAGUCUCUUUCCAAGUCAAAGUUGCGCCCCAGAAGCAUCUAUGGCUGAAACUCAGUUGACACUGAUAAAUGUACCACAAUCGAACGGAAAUGCUGAGGAAUCGGUUAAAAACGACAAUUCCUCCAAACUCAGAAAGAUCGGAGCAAACCUAAAAGAAAAACAGUUCUACGCCAACAUUCGAACAGCCGCCAUGUUAUUUAUCGUCACGAUUGUUUUCCUAAUUGCAUUUUUACCAGCCCUUCUGAUGACUCAAACUCUUAUACCGUAUAACAUUGUAUUUUUCUACACGUAUUUUGUAUACAAUACUGCAAACCCAGUCAUAUAUUCUUUUAUGAACAAAUCGUUUCGAACAGAGCUAAAGAAUUUAUAUGGGAAAGUGUGUAAAAAUAAUCGGAAACAGUACAAAUAAACAGGAAUUUGCUUUAUUUCUACAUCGUCUGAAUUAUGCAGCAUCUAGUGUCAUCAUUGAAUGUUAUAGCCGACUAUUCAAAUCAGUUUCCUUUGUACAUGUAAGUGCCUUGGUUUUAUUAAAUAAAAAGAAACUCAUAA
Molecule: messenger RNA, 1993 nt
Organism: Ostrea edulis (European flat oyster)
Lineage: Eukaryota; Metazoa; Mollusca; Bivalvia; Ostreida; Ostreidae
Product: orexin receptor type 2-like
Exons: 2
Coding region: 696-1853 (385 amino acids)
Biological process (GO): neuropeptide signaling pathway
Cellular component (GO): membrane
Molecular function (GO): G protein-coupled peptide receptor activity
Source: RefSeq, a predicted model, not a curated record